GUUUGAGCUCAAGAAAUGAUUAAAAUCGUGGGUGGCAGCUCGUUUGCCAGUAAUAAAGAAAAUGAUAAUAACGCAACCGCGUCAAGUGUGCCGCUUGCGGACUUCGUUGUGCCACCGCCUGACGAGCAACAGCAGGAGCAGCCAAUUGUGCCGCUGGCCGCAUCUAAAAAAAUGACGGAACCGCCCGCAGCCACGCCUACAGCGACGGCAACAGCUACUACAACAGCAACAACAAAUGCGAAUGGAAGUGCAGUUGCGGCCAAGUCUAGAACGGAUGAUGACAGCAGCAUCUUCUCGCUAAUCUACUCCGUCGGCAAAAAGGUGGCAAUUGUGGGUUCCAUUUACCUGGUUGGCUAUAUGGGCUGGUCUGUGGCAUGGCUCAUAGCACCCGUUAUAUUGUCUGUCGCGCGUGACCAAAUGGCCAAGACCUCGGAGAAGAAGCGCAAUAUAGCUAAAGUGUCAGCGCUAGCUUCAGAGAAGGAUGUCAUCUUGGCGCGCAUAGAUGAGCUUCCCGCCUGGGUCUACUUUCCGGACGUGGAGCGUGCCGAAUGGUUAAAUAAGAUUUUAAAGCAGGUCUGGCCCAAUGCCAAUCACUUUGCGCGCACUCUGGUGAAGGAAACAAUUGAGCCCAAUGUCGCCUUGGCAUUGUCGCAGUACAAGAUGAAUGGCUUUCGCUUUGAUCGUAUUAUACUGGGUACCAUUCCACCACGCAUUGGGGGUGUGAAGAUCUAUGACAAGAACGUUGAUCGCAAUGAGAUUAUAAUGGAUUUGGACUUAUUUUAUGCCAGCGACUGUGACAUUAACUUUUAUCUGGGCGGAAUGAAGGGUGGAAUUAAGGACUUUCAAAUACAUGGCUGGGUGCGGGUGGUGAUGAAGCCGCUAAUUCGCUCGAUGCCACUCGUGGGUGGCCUGCAAAUCUUUUUCCUCAACAAUCCCAAUAUUGACUUUAAUCUGGUGGGAGUCAUAGACUUUAUGGAUAUGCCCGGUCUGUCCGAUCUGCUGCGCCGGAUUAUUGUCGAGCAGAUAGGCAAUGUAAUGGUGUUACCCAACAAACUGCCCAUAUCGCUGAGCGAGGAGGUAUCUGCCGUGGCCCUUAAAAUGCCAGAGCCAGAGGGUCUGCUACGCAUACACGUUGUGGAGGCUAAGAACCUCAUGAAGAAGGACAUAAGCGUGCUGGGCAAGGGCAAGUCCGAUCCUUAUGCCAUUAUCAACGUGGGCGCCCAGGAGUUCCGCACGCAGAUUAUUGAUAACAAUGUUAAUCCAAAGUGGGACUAUUGGUGUGAGGCGUGUAUUUUUACUACCAUUAACCAUUUGGUUGGUUUUUCUUUGUGGGACUAUGAUCAGAGUAUGCCAGGCGUACAGGCCGAUGAUGUGUUGGGCAGAGCAUCCGUUGAUGUGGCAAGUGUUAUCAAAAAGGGUGUGCUAGAUACUUGGCUCGCUUUGGAGGAUGCCAAGCACGGUGAUCUGCAUGUCCGCUUGCAAUGGUAUAAACUUACGCCCGACCCCAAUGAUCUGCAACAAAUAUUGCUGGAAACGCAGUUACUGCGAGUGACCACCAUGAGUUCGGCCGUGCUGAGCGUUUUCAUUGACUCGGCCAGGCAUUUGAAGCAAGCACGCGCCAACUCGAAGCCCGAUCCUUAUCUGGUGUGCAGCGUCAACAAGCAGAAGAAACAAACUGCCAUGAUCUUGCGCGAUGAUUCGCCUGUCUGGGAGCAGGGAUUUACCUUUUUGGUUACCAAUCCAGACAAUGAAUGCUUAAACAUUAAAAUAUUCGAUCAAAAAACUGGCAAUGAUAUUGGCCAAUAUACUUACAAUCUUAGCGCGCUGAUCAAACAGUUUAAUAUGGAAAUUAUACAGCAGCCAUUCCAAUUGCAAAAGUCCGGACCGGAAUCAAAGCUAUACAUGUCUUUAUCACUGCGCAUUCUAAAGGCUGGCGAAAUCGAAGAGGAUACUGAGGGCUCCGAACAGGCGGCCAUCACACGUAGCAGCUCGGUGAAAGUACCUGAUGCAAUAAUUGUGGCGCCGGCGACAAAUAAGGAUGCUCAAGCGAAUGGCAAGCGUCUUUCCACAGAAUCGCCUAUUAGCGAGGAGGAGCCCAUGAAGCCCAGCAGCGGUGCUCUUUCCGCUUCUGCCUCAUUGGAAAAGCCAAUCAGUGAGAUCGCCAGCUCAGUGCUGACGCAUCGCAUGCCUGAACUAGUUUCCUCGGCUGGUGAUCAUGGACUAGGACGCAUACAGCUAUCAAUAAUUUACUCUGCACAACGUCAGAAAUUGGACAUAACCAUUCACAAGAUUAUGAAUAUACCGCUGCGUGAUCCCAGCAGCAUACCUGAUCCCUAUGUGAAGCUGUAUUUACUGCCUGGCCGCAGCAAGGAGUCCAAGCGCAAGACGAGCGUCAUAAAGGACAAUUGCAAUCCGGUUUAUGAAACAUCCGUCGAAUAUGUUAUCUCAAUUAGCGAACUUAGGCACACGUCACUCGAGGUUACGGUCUGCACGCAAAAAGGUUUUCUCUCCAGCGGCAGUCCGAUCAUUGGCAUGCUCAAAAUUCCCUUGGAUGAUGCUGAGAUUACCACUACGGCUGGCCUAAAGUCUUGGUACGAUUUGGAACCGGAACAUAAGCAUGAUUAAGAGAUAGUCGUGCGGAAUCUCAAACUCAGCACAAUCAACUGAACACUAAACACUUUUUUAUAACUUGCACUGAAAUCCGUUUUGUAUAUCUGUUGAAUGUAGAAAUUACAUUUUUUAUUUAUUUGUGAAAAAAAAUAAUCUCUUGGGCUUAGUUAAGUCUACCAAAAGUCUCGUAGUUGUGCCUCUAAACCUCUCUAUUUUAGUCAAAUAAAAUGUGUGUUUCCUAAACUAAA
Molecule: messenger RNA, 2858 nt
Organism: Drosophila busckii
Lineage: Eukaryota; Metazoa; Arthropoda; Insecta; Diptera; Drosophilidae
Gene: Esyt2
Product: extended synaptotagmin-2
Exons: 9
Coding region: 16-2625 (869 amino acids)
Biological process (GO): lipid transport
Molecular function (GO): lipid binding
Source: RefSeq, a predicted model, not a curated record